This is a messenger RNA of Lacerta agilis (Sand lizard), 2542 nucleotides long. RefSeq names its product N-acetylglucosamine-1-phosphodiester alpha-N-acetylglucosaminidase (gene NAGPA). The transcript has 11 exons. Bases 1 to 1779 code for a protein of 592 amino acids. Lineage: Eukaryota; Metazoa; Chordata; Lepidosauria; Squamata; Lacertidae. The record is from RefSeq and is a predicted model, not a curated record.
AUGGCGGCCUCCAUAGAGCGCCUAGUGCAUAGAGUAGGAAAGGGGCAGCGACCUGCGGCUUUGGCUGUUUUUUCUAUGGUGCUGCUCCGCUGCUUUCUGGGAGUUCAGGGUCACGCCGUAGCUUGGAAUUCAUUGAACGAUGACCUGUUACUGCCGUAUCCUCCACCUCGACAUGGUCCUCGGCAUCACCAUCGGUACGUUCGGGACUGUCAAGCUCUCCGACAUGGCAACACAACACACGAGUCCUGGCCUAGCAACAACAGCACUGUCUCUCCACUGACUGUCACAAGCACCUUCAUUUCUGACAUCCCUCCGAAGGGUCAGAAUAGUCGACAUGUCUACGGUCAUCUCACUACAGUGAGGGACCCCCUGAGGACGUUCUCUGUGCUGGAGCCUGGUGGGCCAGGGGGCUGCCGUAAGCGCAGCCGAGCAACGGUGGAAGAGACUGCCAGGCACGGCAAGUGCCUUGUGGCCCAGAAUGGGGGGUACUUCAACACGAAAACCGGAGAGUGCCUUGGGAAUGUUGUGAGCAACGGGCAUCUCAUCCAGUCCUCCGGAGGGAUUCAGAAUGCUCAUUUUGGCAUCCGGAAGGAUGGCACUCUCGUCUUUGGCUACCUCUCUGAGGAGGACGUGUUGGCUAAAGACAACCCCUUUGUGCAGCUUGUGAGUGGGGUGGGUUGGCUCUUGCGAGAUGGGGAGGUCUAUGUGAAUCAGAGUCGGGCGGUAGAAUGUGACGAGACGCAGGAAACAGGUACGUUUGACAAGUUCAUCAAUACUGUGUCUGCCAGGACAGCUGUGGGGCACGACAGGCAAGGACAGCUGGUUUUGGCACACUUUGAUGGGCAGACACAUACAAGGGGCCUCAGCCUUUGGGAUAUGGCUGAUUUCCUGAAGCAGCAAGGCGUCAUCAAUGCCAUCAACUUGGACGGCGGAGGGUCUGCAACCCUGGUCUUAAAUGGAACGCUUGCCAGUUACCCCUCAGAUCACUGCGAACUUUACCCCAUGUGGCGCUGCCCUCGGCAGGUUUCGACUAUCCUGUGUGUCCACGAACCUGCCUGCCAGCCUCUGGACUGCAGUGGGCAUGGGCACUGUGUCCUUGGGGAAUGCCAGUGCGACGGAGCUCUCUGGAGAGGACCAGCAUGCGAUGUCUUGGACUGCGGCCCUUCCAACUGCACCCUGCACGGAAUCUGUACAGAAGAGGGAUGUCUUUGUGAUGCUGGCUGGCAGAGCCCCAACUGCAGUGAAGCCUGUGCUCCUGGUUCCUAUGGCGACGGCUGCCUUCAGAAAUGCCUCUGCCUCAAUGGUGGUGCCUGUGACCCGGUCCAUGGAACUUGCAAUUGCUCAGCUGGCUACCAAGGCACGCAUUGCGAAGAAGCCUGUCCCAGCGGACGGUACGGGCCAAACUGCCAGGAUGCCUGUCCCUGCCCAAACCAGCGUCCUUGUGAUCGGAAGACGGGCAGUUGCAACGUUUCUGCUGAAUGCCCCCUGCCUGAUGACAUAGACAGAGGCCAGUGCUUGCUGAAGGCCGAUGAGAAAGGUGUGCUCCUUGGGUUUACAAUGAAGGGAUGGUUUAUAGGAGUCUUAUCUGUGCUGCUUCUGGUUAGUGCCGCGUUCAACAUAAAGCACUUUUGCUGCAGCAGCUCCACAGGCCGACAGAACUGUAACGAUUACUUCUCCAGGCGUCCCAACAGUUCCCACUAUGAACUGUUAGGGAAAUCAAACAGUUUCCCACUUGCAGGAGGAGAGAAUGAAGACUACACAGAAGACGCAGAGACCUAACACAGACGGCUGCUAUCCUUUGAUGUGAGAACCAGCAGGAGGAACCCCCAUCCAUCACUCUUUGUGUGAUGGCACACUGUAACAGAACCUUCCAGAAGGAACAAGUGGCUUCCACAUAGAACUUGAUUACUGCUCCUCUCAUUGGCCUCACUUCACAAAUAAUGUUAAACCCUAGUUACAAAUUAACUGGCUUGAUGCAAAUGAGCAGUGUGCUGGUUCACAGCGCUCAUUACUUUUUCUUGUAUUGCUCCAGUCUGUGCCGUGCUGGGGGGAGACGUACCAGAGCCUGGCUCAGAGUCACAUGUUGAGAAAGUGCUAAAAGAAUUAAUAAUGAAAGGGACUUCACUGUGAGGAAUUUUACUUCCAGCUCUGGUUAUCAGAGUGCUUGACUCUUAACGCCUUAAGUAUGAUGGCCUAAGUUAGGCCUAUAGCAUACGAUCUAAUGACAAGUUUUUUAAGUAAUAUAUUUUGUAAGAUGUAGCUGCGGGUGGGAUUGCCUUCCGAUAAUUUAUUUUAAAGCAGAAAUUAAGCCUGUCUCGGCCUGAAUACACAAACCGCUUUUUCUUUCUGUUGCACUUUGCCUCUUCCUUCAUAACGCCAGGGGUCUUUUUGGCAGCCCAUUUGAAAUGUUGUGCCACAUUUUAAAUUGUGUGUUUUGUUAGCUUCAAAAUUUGAAGAACAAUUGCAGCAACCAUCCAUGUUUGGUACAGGGAUAUACUUUUUAUACAAUCAGGACUAUAUACUUUUUACACAAUAAAGUGAC